CCCGCGGCCCUCCCCGCGCUGCCUCUCGAACCUCUGCCAUGGGUGUCGGCCGCAGGGAGCCGGUGCCGCUCUGGGCCCUGGCCCUCUCCCUGGGCCUGGCCUGCGCCCAGCACACAGGCGAUGCCCUCCGCGGGGUGACCAUCCUCCCGCCUCCGAGGACCGCCCCCGUGGUGCGCGCCCUGAGCCCGGCGCACGGCGGCCGGGUGUGCAGCACGUGGGGCGACUUCCACUACAAGACCUUCGACGGCGACGUGUUCCGCUUCCCCGGCCGCUGCAACUACGUCUUCUCGGCGCACUGCGGGGCCGCCUACGAGGACUUCAACGUGCAGCUGCGCCGCGGCCUGGCCGGCGCCCGGCCCACCAUCACCCACGUGGUGCUCCGGGCGCAGGGGCUGGUGCUGGAGCUGUCGGGCGGCGCCGUCCUCAUCGACGGGCGGCGGGAGCAGCUGCCCUACAGCCGGGCCGGCCUGCUGGUGGAGCGCAGCAGCGACUACCUCAAGGUCAGCGUGCGGCUGGCGCUCACCUUCCUGUGGAACGGAGCAGACAGCGCCCUGCUGGAGCUGGACCCCAAGUACGCCAACCAGACGUGCGGGCUCUGCGGGGACUUCAACGGGCUCCCGGCCGUCAGCGAGUUCUACGCCCACAACGCCAGGCUGACACCGCUGCAGUUCGGGAACCUGCAGAAGCUGGACGGGCCCACAGAGCAGUGCCAGGACCCCCGGCCCGGCCCGGAGGACAACUGCACGGACACGGAGGACCUCUGCCGCCGCACGCUGCUGGGCCCGGCCUUCGCCCAGUGCCACGGGCUGGUGGCCGCCGACGCGUACGUGGCCGCCUGCGCCCAGGACCUGUGCCGCUGCCCCACCUGCCCCUGCGCCACCUUCGCCGAGUACUCCCGCCAGUGCGCCCACGCCGGGGGGCAGCCGCGGGACUGGAGGGGCCCGGACCUCUGCCCCCGGACCUGCCCGCUCAACAUGCAGCACCGGGAGUGCGGCUCGCCCUGCGCCGACACCUGCUCCAACCCCGAGCACUCCCAGCUCUGCGAGGACCACUGCGUGGACGGCUGCUUCUGCCCCCCAGGCACGGUGCUCGAUGACGUCGCCGGCUCCGGCUGCCUGCCCCUGCAGCGCUGCCCCUGUGCCCACGGCGGCCGCACCUAUGCGCCAGGGGAGUCCUUCACCACCAGCUGCAGCUCCUGCACCUGCUCCGGGGGACGGUGGCAGUGCCAGGACCUGCCCUGCCCGGGCACCUGCUCCGUCCAGGGCGGCUCCCACAUCACCACCUACGACGAGAAGCUCUACGACAUGCAUGGCGACUGCAGCUACGUCCUGUCCAAGAAAUGUGUGGACGGCGGCUUCACGGUGCUGGCCGAGCUGCGGAAGUGCGGCCUGACCGACAACGAGAACUGCCUCAAGACGGUGACCCUGAGCAUGGACGGCGGGGACACGGUCAUCCGCAUCCAGGCCAACGGCGGGGUCUUCAUGAACUCCAUCUUCACCCAGCUGCCCGUGUCCGCAGCCAACAUCACCAUGUUCCGGCCCUCGACCUUCUUCAUCCUGGUGCACACGGGCCUCGGGCUGCAGCUAGAGGUGCAGCUGGUGCCCCUCAUGCAGCUGGUGCUCAGGCUGGACCCCGCCCACCGCGGCCAGAUGUGCGGCCUCUGCGGGAACUUCAACCAGAACCAGGCGGACGACUUCCUCAGCCUCAGCGGCGUGGUGGAGGGCACGGCCGCCGCCUUCGCCAACACCUGGAAGACCCAGGCCGCCUGCCCCAACGUCAGGAGCAGCUUCGAGGACCCCUGCGCCCUGAGCGUGGAGAACGAGAACUACGCCCAGCACUGGUGCUCCCUGCUCACCGACCCCGCGGGCGCCUUCGCACCCUGCCACCCCGUCAUCAAUCCCGCACCCUUCCACGCGAACUGCCUGUUCGACACGUGCAACUGCGAGAGGAGCGAGGACUGCCUGUGCGCCGCGCUGUCCGCCUACGUCCGCGCCUGCGCCGCGCGGGGCGUGCUGCUGCGCGGCUGGAGGGCCGGCGUGUGCACCAAGUACAUGAGCGCCUGCCCCGAGUCCCAGCGCUACGCCGACGUGGUGGCCGGCUGCCAGCCCACCUGCCGCGCGCUGGGCCAGGCCGACGUCACCUGCGGUGUCAGCUUCGUGCCCGUGGACGGCUGCACCUGCCCCGCCGGCACCUUCCUGGACGACGCGGGCCGCUGCGUGCCCGCCGAGGCCUGUCCCUGCUACCACGGCGACAGCGUGGUGGCGCCCGGGGAGGUGGUGCACGACCACGGCGUGGUGUGCUCGUGCGCGAGCGGGAAGCUGAGCUGCCUGGGCGCCGAGGAGCAGACCAGCACAGACUGCGUGGCCCCCAUGGUGUACCUGGACUGCCGCAACGCCUCGGCCGGCACGCCGGGCGCCGAGUGCCUCCGGAGCUGCCAUACGCUGGACGUGGACUGCUUCAGCACUCACUGCGUGUCCGGCUGCGUCUGCCCCCCGGGGCUGGUGUCCGACGGGAGCAGGGGCUGCGUGGCCGAGGAGGACUGCCCCUGUCUGCACAACGACGCCGCCUACAGGCCCGGGGACACCAUCAGGGUCGACUGCAACACCUGCACCUGCCGGAGCCGCAAGUGGGAGUGCAGCCGCCGGCCCUGCCUGGGCACCUGCGUGGCCUACGGGGACGGCCACUUCAUCACUUUUGACGGCGAGCGGUACAGCUUCGAGGGCAGCUGCGAGUACACGCUGGCCCAGGACUACUGCGGGGGCAACAGCAGCAGCAACGGCACCUUCCGCAUCGUCACCGAGAACAUCGCCUGUGGGACCACGGGCGCCACCUGCUCCAAGGCCAUCAAGCUCUUCCUGGAGAACUACGAGCUGCUCCUCCACGAGGGCACCUACAAGGUGCUGCAGCGGGGGCCGGGCGCAGACCUGCCCUACAGGGUCCGCUACAUGGGCACCCACCUGGCCAUCGAGACCCGCAGCGGCCUGGUCCUGUCCUGGGACCGCAGGACCAGCGUGUUCAUCCGGCUGCACCAGGACUACAAGGGGCGGGUGUGCGGGCUGUGCGGGAACUUCGACGACAACGCCGGCAACGACUUCACCACGCGCAGCCAGUCCGUGGUGGGCGGCGCUCUGGAGUUCGGCAACAGCUGGAAGUUCUCCCCCACCUGCCCCGACGCCCCGGCCCCCCGGGACCCCUGCACCGCCAACCCCUACCGCAGGUCCUGGGCCCAGCGGCAGUGCAGCCUCCUCAACAGUGCCACCUUCCGGGCCUGCCACGCCCACGUGGAGCCGGCCCCGUACUACGAGGCCUGCGUGAGCGACGCGUGCGCCUGCGACUCGGGCGGCGACUGCGAGUGCUUCUGCACGGCCGUGGCCGCCUACGCCCAGGCCUGCCGCGACGCGGGCGUGUGCGUGGCCUGGCGCAGCCCGGACGUCUGCCCCCUGUUCUGCGACUACUACAACCCCGAGGGCCAGUGCGAGUGGCACUACCAGGCCUGCGGGGCGCCCUGCCUGCGGACCUGCCGGAACCCCCGCGGACGCUGCCUGAUGGACCUGCCGGGCCAGGAAGGCUGCUACCCAAAGUGCCCGCCCAGCAAGCCGUUCUUCAGUGAGGACCAGAUGAGGUGUGUGGCCCAGUGUGGCUGCUACGAUGACGACGGGAACUACUACGAUGUUGGUGCUAAGGUGCCCACAGCAGAGAACUGCCAGAGCUGUGACUGCACCCCUGGGGGCCUCCGAUGCGCGUACAGCCUGGAGGGUAAGGAGGGGUCCGGUUGGUGGGGUGGGGUUGGGGGCUGGGCCCCCCGCGGAGCGCUGCACCUGCCCCCUCCCGCAGCCUGCAAGUGCACCUACGAGGGCAGGACCUACGGCUUCGGGGAGGUCAUCUACAACACGACCGACGGGCUCGGCGCCUGCCUGGUGGCCGUCUGCGGCAGCAACGGGACCAUCUCGCGGAGGACCGUGGAGUGUCCCGAAGCCCCGACCACCACGCCCUUCACCUUCACCUCCACGGUGACCCCACCCUUCACCACAGGUCCGGUCCCCACGCUCUCCACCGUGUGCGUGCGAGAGCUGUGCCGCUGGUCCCCCUGGUACGACAGCGGCCGCCCAGAGCCGGGCAUGGGAGGCGGGGACUUCGAGACGUUUGCGGACCUGAGGCAGAGGGGCCACCAGGUGUGCCCAGCGCCGGCCCGGGUCGAGUGCCGUGCCCGGCGGCUGCCGGACGUGCCCCUGGAGCAGCUGGGCCAGAAGGUGGAGUGCAGCCCGCUGCUCGGGCUCCGGUGCCUCAACAGCGAGCAGAGCCCCCCGCUGUGCCACAACUACGAGCUGCGGGUCCUCUGCUGCGACUACGUGCCAUGCGGCACGCCCCCGGGCACCAGCCCCGAGCCCGCCCCCUCGCCCCCGCACACCUCCCCCACCCGGGCAACGUCGGCCGUGGCCUCCCGGACGACAGAGCCGCCGGCAGCGAGCAGCGCCCAGGCCACGGGCACCGCCUGCCAGCCCCGAUGCCAGUGGACGCAGUGGUUCGAUGAGGAUUACCCCAAGUCCGAGGAGGCCGGGGGCGACAUCGAGUCUUACGACAGGAUCCGGAGUGCUGGCGGCCAGGUGUGCGAGCGGCCGCAGGGCAUCGAGUGCCGCGCGGUGAACUUCCCGGACCGGAGGCCCGAGGAGCUGGGCCAGCUGGUGCACUGCGACCCCAGCUUCGGCCUGGUCUGCAGGAACGACGAGCAGGUGGGCCCGUUCAAGAUGUGCUACAACUACAGGAUCCGCCUGCUGUGCUGCAGCCGCGGCCACUGCGGGGAGCCCACCGCCAGCCCAGCCACAGCCAGUGUCAUCCCAGCCACAUUCAGUGCCAUCCCUGCCACAGCUACUGCCUCCUUCACCACCACCAGCACCACCACAUCCGCCACCUCCCCCGCCACCGCGGAAGCCACCAGCAGCCAGGGCACGACUGCCUGCGAGCCCAGGUGCGAGUGGACAGAGUGGUUUGACGUGGACUUCCCCACCUCGGGGGUCACGGGCGGAGACAUGGAGACCUUCGACAACAUCAGGGCGGCCGGCGGCAAGAUGUGCCGGGAGCCGCAGAAGAUCGAGUGCCGCGCGGAGAGCUACCCGGACCGGAGGCCCGAGGAGCUGGGCCAGCUGGUGCACUGCGACCCCAGCUUCGGCCUGGUCUGCAGGAACGACGAGCAGGUGGGCCCGUUCAAGAUGUGCUACAACUACAGGAUCCGCCUGCUGUGCUGCAGCCGCGGCCACUGCGGGGAGCCCACGCCCGCCCCCGCCAGCACCGCCACCGCCGCCACCACCACAGCCACUGCCCCCACCACAGCCACUACCUCCUCCACUGCCACCGCCUCCUCCACUGCCACCACCUCCUCCACUGCCACCGCCUCCUCCACUGCCACCACCGCCGCCACAGCCACUGCCACAGCCACUACCUCCUCCACUGCUACCACCACAGCCACUGCCACCCCUCGCCAGCCCAGCCACAGCCAGUGCGAGUGGACAGAGUGGUUUGACGUGGACUUCCCCACCUCGGGGGUCACGGGCGGAGACAUGGAGACCUUCGACAACAUCAGGGCGGCCGGCGGCAAGAUGUGCCGGGAGCCGCAGAAGAUCGAGUGCCGCGCGGAGAGCUACCCGGAGGUGAGCCUGGACCAGAUCGGGCAGGUGGUGAGCUGCAGCCUGCAGGCCGGGCUGGUGUGCAGGAACCGGGACCAGAGGGGCCCGUUCACCAUGUGCUUCAACUACAACGUCCGCGUGCUCUGCUGCGACGGCGCCGGCCGCUGCCCCGCCUCCCCCACGCCGCCGCCCGCGCCAUCCACCCCGGGCCUGCCCUCGACGGCCGCCACGUCCGGCGCCCCCCACACAGCCACCCUGGCCACCUCCCCCGUACGGACCACACCUGGGACCUCGGCCACCAGGUCCACCGUGCGGACCCCCCUGCCCUCCAGCUCCGUCUCGCCUGCCCCAGCAUCCUCGACGACGGGGGCCUGUGUGCCGCAGUGCGCCUGGACUGACUGGUUCGACGUGGACUACCCCUCGCCCGGCCGCAGUGGCGGCGACUUUGAGACCUACGCCAACAUCCGGGCGGCCGGCCGGCCCGUCUGCGAGCGGCCCCAGGGCUUGGAGUGCCAGGCAACGUCGCUGCCCGACGUGCCCCUGGAGCAGCUGGGCCAGGUGGUGCUGUGCCGGCUGGAGGAGGGCCUGGUGUGCCGCAACCGCGACCAGGACGGCUGGUUCAAGAUGUGCUUCAACUACCAGAUCCGCGUGCUCUGCUGUGACGACUACAGCCACUGCCCCAGCACGGCCAUGACCACCGGCUCGGCCACGCCCACCGGCUCGGCCACGCCCACCGAUUCGGCCACGCCCGCCGGCACGUCCAGGACCACCAGCACGGCCACGCCCAUCAGCACCGGCCAGCAGACUUCUGGGGCCACCAACCAGUCACUCCCCCCGUCCCCCAGCAACAAAGACAGGAUCACCGUCCCCACCACUGAGACUGGGCCCUCUACUGCCAGGACCACCCAGAGCGUCCCGCCCACCCAGAGGCCUCGCACCUCCCUCAGGACCACCGAGUGGCCCCCUGUCCCAAGCCCCUCUGCCUCCCCCGGGACCCUGACCACAACUGCCAGGCCAGCCUCAUCCAGUGCCCCCCACACGACACGCCUGCUCACCACCCCCACACGGACCUCCCUGCCCGCCAGCUCCCUGAAGCCAACCGUGACCUCCACCACCUCCGUGACCUCCACCAGCCCCGGGGCCUGCCAGCCGCGCUGCACGUGGACAGACUGGCUCGACGAGGACUACCCCACCCCCGGCCCCGACGGCGGGGACUUUGAGACGCUCUCGGCCCUCCGCUCGGCCGGCCACGACUUCUGCGAGCAGCCUCAGGACAUCGAGUGCCGGUCAGAAAAGGCGCCGGACGCGAGACUGGAGGACCUGGGCCAGGUUGUGCAGUGCGACGUGGGCUCCGGGCUGGUGUGCCGCAACCGUGACCAGCGCGGCCGGUUCAGGAUGUGCCUCAACUACCACGUGCGCCUGCUCUGCUGCGACGACUACCGCCACUGCCCCUCUCCCGCCCCGGGGACCACCACGGCGGCCCCCUCCGCGCCUCCCGGGAGCACCCCCGCCCCCGGGACGCCCACCACCAGGGCCACCUCCAGCCCAGGGCCCAGCUCCAGGGCCUCUUCAUCGUCCCCCGUCCCCCUGACCACCACCUCCCUGCCAAGCACCACCCCGGGCCCUUCACCAGUCGCCCCCACGGCCACACGCUCCACGAUUGAGGUCCGGACCUCGCUCACCCCGCCCUCCAGCCCCGUGACCUCAGGGGCCACGCCCACUGCCUGCCAGCCUCGCUGCGCCUGGACCGGCUGGCUGGACCAGAGCUACCCCAUGCCCGGGGCCUCCGGGGGGGACUUUGAGACCUACGCCAACAUGCGGGCGGCCGGCCGGCCCGUCUGCGAGCGGCCCGAGGGCCUGGAGUGCCGCGCUGAGAGGCUGCCCGACGUGCCCCUGGAGCAGCUGGGCCAGGUGGUGCAGUGCCGGCUGGAGGAGGGCCUGGUGUGCCGCAACCGCGACCAGCCCGGCGUCUUCAAGAUGUGCUUCAACUACCAGAUCCGCGUGCUCUGCUGUGACGACUACCGCCACUGCCCCAGCACGGCCACGCCCACCGGCACGGCCACGCCCACCGGCAUGGCCACGCCCACCAAGACGGCCAGGCCCACAGGCACAGCCAAGCCCACCGGAACGGCCACGCCCACCAGCACGACCACUCCUACCAGUACGGCCACUCCUACCAGCACGGCCACUCCCACCAGCACAGCCUCGCCCACCAGCAAGACCAUGCCAACCAAGACGGCCACAACCACCAGUACAGCCAUGCCCACCAAGACGGCAAUGCCCACCAAGACGGCCAGGACCACAGGCACAGCAACGCCCACCAGCACGGCCACGCCCACCAGCACGACCACUCCUACCAGUACGGCCACUCCUACCAGCACGGCCACUCCCACCAGCACGGCCACGCCCACCAGCACAGUUAUGACCACCAGCACCAAGCUCAUGACCUCACCCACCAGCACGGCCAUAACCACCAGCACAGCCACGCCCACCAGCACGGCCACGCCCACCAGCACAGUUAUGACCACCAGCACGCCCAUGACCUCACCCACCAGCACGGUCAUGCCCACCAAGACGGCCAGUUCCACAGGCACAGCCAUGCCCACCAGCACGACCACUCCUACCAGCACGGCCACUCCCACCAGCACAGCCUUGCCCACCAGCAAGACCAUGCCAACCAAGACGACGGCCAGGACCACAGGCACAGCCACGCCCACCAGCAAGGCCAUGACCACACCCACCAGCUUGGCCACAGGUUCCCCGACUGAGGUCCGGACCUCGCUCACCCCGCCCUCCCGCCCCGUGACCUCAGGGGCCACGCCCACUGCCUGCCAGCCUCGCUGCGCCUGGACCGGCUGGCUGGACCAGAGCUACCCCAUGCCCGGGGCCUCCGGGGGGGACUUUGAGACCUACGCCAACAUGCGGGCGGCCGGCCGGCCCGUCUGCGAGCGGCCCGAGGGCCUGGAGUGCCGCGCCGAGAGGCUGCCCGACGUGCCCCUGGAGCAGCUGGGCCAGGUGGUGCAGUGCCGGCUGGAGGAGGGCCUGGUGUGCCGCAACCGCGACCAGCCCGGCGUCUUCAAGAUGUGCUUCAACUACCAGAUCCGGGUGCUCUGCUGUGACGACUACCGCCACUGCCCCAGCACGGCCACGCCCACCGGCACGGCCACGCCCACCGGCACGGCCACGCCCACCAGUACAGUCAUGCCCACCAAGACGGCCAGUUCCACAGGCACAGCCAUGACCACCAGCACGGCCACGCCCACCAGCACGACCACUCCUACCAGUACGGCCACUCCCACCAGCACGGCCACUCCCACCAGCACGGCCACGCCCACCAGCACAGUUAUGACCACCAGCACACCCAUGACCUCACCCACCAGCACGGCCACUCCCACCAGCAUGGCCACGCCCACCAGUAUAGCCAUGCCCACCAGCACGGCCAUGCCCACCAAGACGGCCAGUUCCACAGGCACAGCCAUGACCACCAGCACGGCCAUGCCCACCAAGACGGCCAGUUCCACAGGCACAGCCAUGACCACCAGCACGGCCAUGCCCACCAAGACGGCCAGUUCCACAGGCACAGCCAUGACCACCAGCACGGCCACGCCCACCAAGACGGCCAGUUCCACAGGCACAGCCAUGACCACCAGCACGGCCACGCCCACCAGCACGGCCACGCCCACCAGCACAGUUAUGACCACCAGCACAGCCAUGCCCACAAAGAGGGCCACGCCCACCAAGAUGGCCAGGACAACAGGCACAGCCACAACCACCAGCACAGCCACGCCCACCAGCACAGUUAUGACCACCAGCACACCCAUGACCUCACCCACCAGCACGGCCAUGCCCACCAAGACGGCCAGUUCCACAGGCACAGCCAUGCCCACCAGCACGACCACUCCUACCAGCACGGCCACUCCCACCAGCACAGCCUUGCCCACCAGCAAGACCAUGCCAACCAAGACGGCCAGGACCACAGGCCCAGCCAUACCCACCGGCACGGCCAAGCCCACCAGCAUGGCCACGCCCACCAGCAUGGCCACUCCCACCAAGACGGCCAGGACCACAGGCACAGCCACGCCCACCAGCAAGGCCAUGACCACACCCACCAGCUUGGCCACAGGUUCCCCGACUGAGGUCCGGACCUCGCUCACCCCGCCCUCCCGCCCCGUGACCUCAGGGGCCACGCCCACUGCCUGCCAGCCUCGCUGCGCCUGGACCGGCUGGCUGGACCAGAGCUACCCCAUGCCCGGGGCCUCCGGGGGGGACUUUGAGACCUACGCCAACAUGCGGGCGGCCGGCCGGCCCGUCUGCGAGCGGCCCGAGGGCCUGGAGUGCCGCGCCGAGAGGCUGCCCGACGUGCCCCUGGAGCAGCUGGGCCAGGUGGUGCAGUGCCGGCUGGAGGAGGGCCUGGUGUGCCGCAACCGCGACCAGCCCGGCGUCUUCAAGAUGUGCUUCAACUACCAGAUCCGGGUGCUCUGCUGUGACGACUACCGCCACUGCCCCAGCACGGCCACGCCCACCGGCACGGCCACGCCCACCAGCAUGGCCAUGACCACGCCCACCAGCACAGCCAUGACCACGCCCACCAGCACAGCCAUACCCACCAAGAUGGCCAGGACCACCGGCAUGGCCACGCCCACCGGCACGGCCACGCCCACCAGCACAGCUAGACCCACCAGCACGGUUAUGCCCACCAGCACGGCCACGCCCACCAGCACGGCCACGCCCACCACCCCCUGCCGGUGCCUGGCGUUUGGACAGCUCUUCUUACCAGGGGACGUGGUGUACAACAGGACGGACCUGGCCGGCUGCCACUUCUACGCCGUCUGCAACCAGCAGUGCGAGCUCGACCGCUACCAGGGCGCCUGCCCCACCUCCUUGCCCCCGGAGCCCCCGACCACGACCUGGGUGCCCCUGACCACGCCAACUCCCGGCUGUGACCUCGCGGACCCUCCCCGGCAGGUGAACGAGUCGUGGACGCUGGAGGACUGCACGGUGGCGCGGUGCGAGGGCGACAACCACAUCGUCCUGCUGGAGCCGCAGCCCGUGGCCCCGGUCUCCUGUGUGAACGGGUACCUGCCCGUCAAGGUGCCGAGCCCGCAGGAGCCCUGCCGCUUCCACUACGAGUGCGAAUGCUCCUGCAGCAGCUGGGGGGACUCCCACUUCGUCACCUUCGACGGCACCCCCUACACCUUCUGGGACAACUGCACGCACGUGCUCAUGAGGGAGAUCCGGCCGCGCCACGGGAACCUCAGCGUCCUCCUGGACAACCAGCACUGCGGGGCCCCCGCCUCCGCCCCCGCCCGCUGCCCCCGCGCCCUGCGCCUGCGCUACGCGUCCUCGGAGGUCGUCCUCACCACCGAGCCGGCCGCCAGCGGGCAGGAGGGCCUGGUCCUGUUUGACGGCGUGCGGGUGAGCCACGGCUUCAGCCAGAACGGCGUGAGCGUGUCCAUGCCGGCGAGCGCCGCGAUGCGCGUGGACAUCCUGGCCAUCGGGCUCAGCAUCACCUUCGACGGGCAGGCCUUCCAGCUCCGGCUGUCCUACGGCCUCUUCGGCCACAACACCGAGGGCCAGUGCGGCACCUGCACCAACAGCCAGACGGACGACUGCCGCCUGCCGGAUGGCACCAUCGCCCCCACCUGCCAGGACAUGGCCAGCGCCUGGCUGGUCCCCGAGACCGACAAGGAAGGCUGCUGGGCCCCCACAGGCCCACCCGUGACCACCAGACCCCCCUCGCCGGCGCCCACCACGCCCGCCCCCACCCCGUGCCCCCCGCAGCCCCUCUGCGAGCUGAUGCUGAGCCACAUCUUCGCCGAGUGCCACGACCUCAUCCCGCCCAGCCUGUUCUUCCGCGCCUGCGUCCAGGACGCCUGCCGGGCUGACCGCCCCGGGGUGGCCUGCCAGAGCCUGGAGGCCUACGCGGCGCUCUGCCGGGCCCGGGGCGCCUGCAGCGACUGGCGAAACGCCACGGGCGGGCUGUGCGAGCUGCCCUGCCCACACGGCAAGGUGUACAAGCCCUGCGGCCCCCUGCAGCCCGCCUCCUGCGACGCCAGGACCCAGCGCCCCCAGAGCGCGGCGCUGGCGGAGGGCUGCUUCUGCCCCGACGGCCGGACCCUCUUCAACGCCCACACGGACCUCUGCGUGCCCGAGUGCCCCUGCGUGGGGCCAGAUGGGUUCCCCAAAUUUCCUGGAGAGCGGUGGCUCAGCAACUGCCAGGACUGCGUGUGCGACGCGGGCUCGGUGUCAGUGCAGUGCACGCCCGUGCAGUGCGAGGCCCGGGAGCUGCCCCGGGAGUGCGGCCUGGCGGGCUUCGUGGCUGUGACCAGGCCGCUGGCAGACAAGCCGUGCUGCCUGGAGACGCUGUGCGUCUGCAACACGACCAGCUGCCCCCAGCGCGCCCCGACAUGUGGGCCCGGAGAGGAGCUGGUCCCCGCCCAGGAGGAGGGCGGCUGCUGCCACUCCUUCCGCUGCCGGCCCAAGCUGUGCGCCUACAAUGACACCGUCUACGGGGUCGGUGCAACCUUCCCCGCGACCACUCCCUGCCACACGUGCACCUGCCUGUCCGUGGACUCCCAGGAGCCCACCGUGCACUGUGAGGAGGACGCCUGCAACGAAACCUGUGCCCCGGGUUCCGAGUACUUGGCGGUGGCCGGGCAGUGCUGCGGGGAGUGCGUGCAGAGGGCCUGCCCCACGCCGGACGGCGGGCUGGUCCAGCCCAACGAGACCCGGGUCAACAGCCUGGACAACUGCACCGAGUACCUCUGCCAGGACGAGCGCGGGGUCCCCGUGCUGACCCUCAGGCCGUUGCCCUGCCCAGACGUGUCCAGCUGCAAGGGCAUCCUCAGGAAAACUGGCUGCUGCUACUCCUGCGAGGAAGUGGACUCCUGCCAGCCCCGAGUCAACCAGACGGUGCUGCGGCUCCAGGGCUGCGAGGCCCCCGUCAACCUCACCUUCUGCGAGGGCUCCUGCCCCGGAGAGUCCCGGUACUCCCUCGAGGCCCAGGCCAUGCAGCGCCGCUGCACCUGCUGCCAGGAGACCAGGGCCCACGAGGAGGCCGUGACCCUGCAGUGCCCCGACGGGACGGCCGUCCGGCACACUUACACCCACAUCGACGAGUGCAGGUGCGACCUGGCCUGCGUGCCCCCGCCGGCCGCUCCCCAGCAAAGCCAGACAGACUUCAUUGCCUGACCCCAGCACCGCCCCCCCC
This is a messenger RNA of Pipistrellus kuhlii (Kuhl's pipistrelle), 12831 nucleotides long. It is a transcript of the gene MUC5B, whose product is annotated as mucin 5B, oligomeric mucus/gel-forming. Gene Ontology annotation, cellular component: extracellular matrix. The transcript is spliced from 51 exons. NCBI's taxonomy places the organism in Eukaryota, Metazoa, Chordata, Mammalia, Chiroptera, Vespertilionidae. Gene Ontology annotation, molecular function: protein binding. Bases 39 to 12812 code for a protein of 4257 amino acids. The record is from RefSeq and is a predicted model, not a curated record.